Nelumbo nucifera (sacred lotus) is the source of this 1142-nucleotide messenger RNA. Its product is annotated as lignin-forming anionic peroxidase-like. The record is from RefSeq and is a predicted model, not a curated record. NCBI's taxonomy places the organism in Eukaryota, Viridiplantae, Streptophyta, Magnoliopsida, Proteales, Nelumbonaceae. Gene Ontology annotation, biological process: hydrogen peroxide catabolic process; response to oxidative stress. Gene Ontology annotation, molecular function: peroxidase activity; heme binding.
UAUCGUUUCUAUACAUUCAUUAACUGCUUGAGACGAAGCAUUUGCCUACUAUUUCUCCAGUACUUUCAUUUGUGCCAUCUCUUGCUUCUUCAGAGAGAGAGAGAAAGAUUGGGUUGGAAGAUAUGGGUUCAAGAAGAGCUUCGGGAUUCUCCCUAUGUUGUAUUGUUGUUACCAUGUUUUUGGUAUGGCCAAUCACACCAACUCAAGCACAGUUGACGCCUACCUUCUAUGAUAAUUCGUGUCCGAGUGCACUUAACACCAUCAGAACUGUCAUCCGAUCCGCUGUCUCAACGGAGAGGCGAAUGGCUGCAUCACUCAUUCGCCUUCAUUUCCACGACUGCUUUGUUCAGGGUUGCGAUGCAUCAAUUUUACUUGACGAUUCUUCUUCAAUCAGAAGCGAGAAGAAUGCUCUCCCUAAUCAAAACUCAGCAAGAGGUUAUCAAGUCAUAGACAGGGCGAAAUCUCAGGUGGAGAGCAUCUGUCCCGGUGUUGUCUCAUGUGCAGACAUCCUUGCUGUUGCCGCACGGGAUGCAUCUAUCGCUGUGGGAGGCCCAUCGUGGACAGUGAAGCUUGGAAGAAGAGACUCCACCACUGCAAGCCCAGACCUAGCUAACAGCGACCUUCCGAGCUUUACAGCAAGCCUUGACACACUUAUCGGCCAGUUUGCUAAGAAGGGUCUCAGUGCAAGAGAUAUGGUUGCCCUCUCAGGUUCUCACACCAUAGGACAAGCAAGCUGCCUGACAUUCCGAGGCCGGAUAUAUGAUAAUUCUAGUGACAUUGAUGCUGGCUUUGCAAGCACAAGGAAACGUCGUUGUCCUACUGACGCCUCAGGGGAUGGCAAUUUGGCCCCUCUCGAUUUGGUCACACCCAACUCUUUUGACAAUAACUACUUCAAGAAUCUGAUCCAGAGAAAGGGUCUCCUUCAUUCUGAUCAAGUUCUCUUCAGCGGAGGAUCCACAGACAGCAUUGUCACUGAAUAUAGCAAGAGCCCUAAUACUUUUAAAUCAGAUUUUGCAUCUGCCAUGAUAAAGAUGGGCGAUAUCAAUCCUCUCACAGGCUCCUUGGGGGAGAUAAGGAGGCUGUGCAGUGCAGUAAACUAAUUUAUAUAAGCAAGCAUUAAUGGUUGGAAUACAUUUACAGAA